AUGGGCGAUAAGAAGGUCGGUCUACAGGUGACGUGGAUCCGACGUCGGGACUACCACAUCCUGACGUCCGGUCUCCAGACGCAGACGUUAGACGAGCGCUUCAGCGUCGUCAAGAGCGAGAACCCCGACGACUGGCUGCUGCAGAUCAAGUUUGUCCAGCGAAGAGAUCACGGACUCUACGAAUGUCAGGUGCCCACAAAGACAGGGCGCAACGUCUAUCAAGUAUUCCUGAACGUCGUAGUCCCGAAGGCUUCCAUUUUGGGGUCCAAGGAAUUACAUGUGCAGUCUGGGUCAACAAUUUCCCUGGUGUGCGUCAUAGAUGGGACCAUCAAGCCUUCGUCGUUUGUGUUCUGGUACCACAACGAGAACAUGAUCAACUACGAUCGCCAGAGAGGCGGUAUCAACGUUGUCACGGAGCACGAGCCACGCACUCGAGCCCAGCUCACAAUCGCUGACGCCACCUACGCUGACUCCGGCAACUACACCUGCUCGGCCGGUGUUACCAACUCUACCGUCAACGUCUUCGUGUCUGAAGGAGACAAGACUGCUGCGAUCCAACGUCUGGGAAUGAGCUUGAGUAUCUGCCUUGUGCCGAACCACUUGCUGCUGUUGCUACUGAGCCUGUAUUUGGGCUGGCAUCAUUUUAUUAACAACGUGAAUGUCCAGCGACUCUUCUAUAUCUCGACGUGAUUUGCCAUAGCCAUGCCACAUUAGAACUAAACUCUAUCAAAGAUAUAUAGACUUCAGCCAAUUAGAUUCAAAUUUUUCUUGAUCUUUUUCUCUCGUCUUUUGCAUAGGAAAUUUUCAGGAUGGAGCCUUCGAUCGAGAACUUGCAUGACUAGAACUCUUUUCUUAGCACGAACAUCGGCUAAGAAUGUAUAUUUUUCGUUGUAGGGAAGUUAAACAUAAAUUCGUGGUUUAGUCAUCCUUUAGGUGAAGUGUAGCUCUUUUGUUAGGCUAAAACGAAAUUAAAAAAUGUAUUUUAUUGUAAGGAAAAUGAUGCAGAAUGAGCAGAACGUUAAACACCAAAAAAAAAGUUGAAAUAACAUCGCAAAAUAUUGCUCUAAAAAUUUAACUAA
Messenger RNA from Hyalella azteca, 1079 nucleotides. Its product is annotated as zwei Ig domain protein zig-8. Lineage: Eukaryota; Metazoa; Arthropoda; Malacostraca; Amphipoda; Hyalellidae. The transcript has 5 exons. Gene Ontology annotation, cellular component: neuron projection membrane. The record is from RefSeq and is a predicted model, not a curated record. The coding region runs from base 1 to 690 and encodes 229 amino acids. Gene Ontology annotation, biological process: synapse organization.